This is a messenger RNA of Linnemannia hyalina, 471 nucleotides long. The record is from the annotation of a GenBank genome assembly. Lineage: Eukaryota; Fungi; Mortierellomycota; Mortierellomycetes; Mortierellales; Mortierellaceae.
AUGGGCAUCCAAAACAAGAUCCAUAAGCUGGACUGUGUUGCUUUGGAUGGUGGAUACACUCUAUUCGUCGGUGAGCUACUGGACAGCUCGGGUGAGCUCCAGUACGAGAACUUUUGUUAUCCAAUCCGUAAGAUGCGUGGAAUUGCACUGACUGAGGAAGAGAAACCCUACAAUGAGAUCUUCGGGAGCUUUCGCUCUCGUAUAGAGAGCUAUUUCGGAGAGAUGCAGUCGACGUUCACCAAGUUUAGUCAUACAGUUGUGAACAAGGUGGCAGAGAAAGAGACGUUUGGUGUUCAGUACAAGCUAGUGUGUCUCCUGAUGAACAUCAAAAGGUUUGUUGCACUGAGGAACAUCCCCACUGAACAACAUCACAUGUUGUGGCUUCAGGACGGCUUUGACUACCCCAGCAACACAGAGCAAGAGGCCAAGUACACUCUUCCGAACAUCAAAGUCAAGCUGUCCCAGAGCUAA